Molecule: messenger RNA, 1329 nt
Organism: Kwoniella mangroviensis CBS 8507
Lineage: Eukaryota; Fungi; Basidiomycota; Tremellomycetes; Tremellales; Cryptococcaceae
Exons: 5
Coding region: 1-1329 (442 amino acids)
Source: RefSeq, a predicted model, not a curated record
AUGACGACCAGAUUACCUACGCCUCCACCUUCACCUACCAUCCCCCGGCUGGUCCUCUGUGCCGAUGGAGGUGGAUCAAAAGUAUGUGUGGUGAUUCGUUCGAGCGACGGUAUAGAGGUCAAAGGAAUAGCUGGUCCAUGUAACAUUCAAAGUGUAGGAUACCAAGCUGCCUCUCAAUCAUUAUUACUGGCUACCUAUCGAGCUUUAUCCCAACUUUCCAAUAUUUACCUUCCCUCCGACUUAUACAUCCCUUCUCUUCCCCUUUUACCUUCCAAAGGUGGACCUUCUACAUAUCAGAAAUUACCGAAUCUCAAUGUAUCGGUAUUCCAAUAUGCCUGGUUAGGUCUGGCAGGGGUGAAUUGUGAAUCGGACGCUAGGGGAUUUAUGCCUUUCGCGAGUGACGCUCUGGCUCUGACUACAGAAAAAAUAAAAUUGUCAAAUGAUGUCAAUCUCCUUGCUGCACCUGCAUUGGAUAUACCGGGUAUAGAUCAUGUCGUAACGGUAGUUGCUGGAACAGGUACUAUAGGACGGACCAUCAGGAUUAGGUCAAGUAGCAAAUUACCGUUGGAAGAUAUAGGUAUAGCUAGAGGAUGGGGAUAUCUGCUAUGCGAUGAGGGUUCUGCAUUUUGGCUUGGUCGACUAGCCAUACGGAGUGUCCUGGCACUUGCUGAUCGACACGCAUCAUCAUCCAUCUAUUCAUCCUCUCCACCACCUCUGUUGGCCUUGCAUCGUGACAUACUUGGAUAUUUCGGUACGACCGACCCUGCAGAUCUGAUAACCCUCGCCUCGCUCUCGAAUAGUAUAUUCGAUGGACUAGACAUCGGAGAAGCUACGGCUAAGAGGAACGCCAAGAUCGCCGCAGCGGCCAGGGUGGUCCUCAAAUGGGCGUUUCCAGAUGAAAAUCCUGUGAGGAAUGGAUUACCGACUCCUCCCGGGAGUACCGAUGGAGAAGUAGAAGAUAGUAGUGAUGUCGACAUGGAUAUGGAGAGUGAAGCUGAAGUAGAAUUGGAAAUGAUAUCUGGACUUGGGACAGAUGAGAAAUCACAAAAGGAAGCUAUGAAGAUUGUUUCAAAAUCGAUCCAACCAUUGGUUGAGUUAACAUUAGAAUGUCUGGGAGAUAUGAGUGUGGUCAAAUUGGAUAAAACGAUAUUGGUAUUGGGUGGUGGGUUGAUGAUGUCCAAAGGAUAUAGAAGUUUAUUGUUAGAUGGGUUAGCGGAGACGGAGGACAAGGUCAGAUUCAAGAGGGUAUUGAAAGUUGAUGAUAGUGCUGUUGAAGGUGCGAGGGCAUUGGGGAAAAUAGAAUUUGGAUAUCAACCAUAUACAAAGUGA